CCAGGGAAUGACCAAGAAAAGGACACCGCCACUCCCCUGUUCUCCCUCCCGUUCUUCUAUUUAUUUUAAUAACUUUAAAACUUCUCUACCUUUUUGGAUUCCGCCUCUCCAUUCACCCAUUUGGCCUCUUAUCAUUUCUAAUCUUCUCCAUUCUCUCUUUUCUUGUUAUUAUAACAACACUGAGUUGCAGAUUUCCCCUAUACCUCCCCCCCCCACACACUCCCUCUCUCUCAUUUGAGGAGCCAAGGAGGAAGAGAAAAGUUAGUCUUCAAAGAAAGAAUCUGCAGCUUUCUUCCCUCUCACCUUUUCCUUCUCAACAACACCACUUCUCUCUUUUAGAGGUUUGUAUCAGAAUAUGUCUUGAAUCUUCUUUGAAUCAAGAAAGCAAAGAAAACUGAAAGAAAAUGACAGCGAUCUCUUCGCCCACUCUAUUACUCUUCCUUCUCUCUGCUUCUCUACUGACCGUCCGGGCCUCCGCCGAACUCUCCCCCGAUGCCUACUCCGACGAGAAGCAGCCGCUGGACCCGGGGGAGUUCUCCUCCGCCGCACCCAAUACCGUCCCCGCGUUUCCCGUCGUCCAGGCCGAGAACCAGACCUGCCGGCUCGACCUCUCCGACGAGCUCUUCGGCGGCGUCGGCGAGGCCUGCGGCCGCUCCCUCGAUCGCAGCCGCUGCUGCCCGGUGCUCGCUGCUUGGCUCUUCGCCGCCCACGCCCGGUCGGCGCUGGAGGUCCGUCCCCCGCCGACGGCGACGGCGGAUAUGGCGGACGGACCGCUGAUGCCGGACGACAACCAGAAGUGCGUGGACUCGCUGCAGAGCUCGCUGGAGCGGCGGGACAUCCGCCUGCCGCGGCCCAACGCCACGUGCGACACCGUGCUCUGCUUCUGCGGCAUCCGGCUCCACCAGAUUGGGUCGCUCCGCUGCCCGGCGGCGUUCAACGUUAGCGGUGGGGCGGGUGGCGCAGCCCGGAACGCCACCCCGACGGCGGCGGUCCGGGAGCUGGAGCGCAACUGCCGCAACGCCUCCUACGCCGGCUGCACUCGCUGUCUGCACUCCCUCGAGAAGCUGAAGGGUCACGAAGGAGGAGCCGGCGAUCGGGCGGCGAGGAUGUUCGGGCGGGACUGCCAGCUGAUGGGGCUGACGUGGCUUCUGGCGAAGAACAAGACGGCCUACAUCCCCACGGUGUCCGCUGUUCUGCGCGCCGUACUGUACAGCGCCCAUCCCCCGAGCCACGAUGGGGACGGCAACUACAAGUGCAGCCCCGACCAGGAGAACAUGCCCCUCGCCGUCGAUUCCCUCCAGUUCCAAAAGCUCGACUCUUCCACCGCCUCUUCCCCUUCUGCCCUCCUCCUUCCCUUCUUUUCCCUUCCCGCCCUCCUCGUCCUCAUCUCUCUCGUGACCCGUUUUUGACUUGAGGCAUGUGAGUGAAAACGACAAAAGGCCUGUCCUUUUUCGUCCUUUUGCGCCCGCUGUAAAUUUUCUGGUUCCCACUAUCUAGUCUACAAUUAAUAUUUAAUACAUGAUAUCUACAAUAUAAAUUACUACUGAUUCAUGUCUUUA
Elaeis guineensis (African oil palm) is the source of this 1559-nucleotide messenger RNA. RefSeq lists its product as uncharacterized. NCBI's taxonomy places the organism in Eukaryota, Viridiplantae, Streptophyta, Magnoliopsida, Arecales, Arecaceae. The record is from RefSeq and is a predicted model, not a curated record.